AUGGCGCUAACUACGACAGUAUAUUUUCUACCAAAUUCAAUAAUUACUAAUGUAUUUUUUAUCUGCAAACAGGGUGAAGUGCGAAACGGAACUUGUCAUAGUCGAUUGGGUAACGGCACAUUUUAUAAUGGUGAAAAAAACAUAUAUAAAAACAACGAAUUUUAUAAAAUAACCGAUAAAGUUGUUCCUACACAUAUGGGAAAACACGAAUGUUUCGCGAAAAUCAAUGGUACCUAUUACGUUGUAUCAGUUAUUUUCUCAAACAUAAGUGGCUGGGUGUAUCCGGAUUCAGUCUCUUAUCGGUUCAUGGGUGAAAAAAUGUGUGGGUCAGAUAUGUGCAUUGAGGCUGCUAAUCAAGGCUACAUGCUGUGUGAUGCCGGGAUCCAUGAUUGCUACGUAGUGAAUAACUCUUAUCGGUGUAAGAAAGGAGUUCCACUAAUAGAUUCCUGUGAGUAUUUGGCUAAAGAUUUAAAUUGGUCUUGUCCACAUGUCUCCAGAAAUUCCCCUGAAAUAGCCGAUUACGGACGGACCCUACAUAGUGUUUCCUACAACGCCAAAACUCUGUAUCGCAUAAAUCCAGAUUAUAUUUUGAAUUUCACUUCUAAAUUCACUGACGAUGAGAUCAGACAACAGCUUGCUCGCAACAGUGUUUCUGAACGUCGUUUAAUUGCCAGUCAGUUACUUGACAGCAUGAGGUUUGCAUUAGAUACGUCUCCAACCAUUGUUGCAUCCGGCUAUAAUUGGUCUACAAACUCUACUGCGAAUUCAGAAUUUCUGUCGACUUCAGCUUCCAAAAAACUGCAAACAGUCUCCGUAUUUCUCCAUUUAGUCGCGGAGAUCGCCCGCCAAACCCCUUCUGUUAUCGAUUUAUUAAGAUCCGGCAAAGAAACUGAAAAGAGUUUACGGUUUUGGCAUUUGUCUUCAGAUACAGGCAAUAUAACAAUGAAUAGUUCGCAAGGGAAGGUGAUCAAGUUUUCCAUUAAACCAAAGCAAUCAGAAAUGCAUGAUACAUUCAUCGCCGUAAUCCCAGCUGCCAACUUUCCAGGAGUUCUUCUGACACAACUAGACAAUAUCAAAAAAGUGACAACACCUUCCUUAGACUCAGAUGUUGUAUUGGUCGACACCAACAACGGCCUAUCAUUCACUCUAUCUGUGGAUUUAUCUCAGAAACCGAAUAUCACUGUAUCAUGUGAACAACUAAAACAGAAUCCCGAGUUUAAAGAACUGUGGAAUGAUGGAAAUUGCAAAACAAUUAUUGUCGGUUCUGAUUUUGAAUGCCAAUGUCUUCCAGCUCAGGGUGGAACAUUCGCGAUCGCUUUGGUUUACUGGUUAGGAUCGUCACAUAUUCCAUUGACACAUGUGUACUCCAUAAGUAUUGUUAAUUAUAUUUUUACUUUCGUAACUAUUGUCGCUUUAUUCCUGUUUUUAAUAUUCACCCGUUUCAUUGGAGUUUUUAGGUUGGAUCAAUUCAACAUAGCGUUUUGCUUAAUGGUGAGCGCAAUUGUCUCUUUGGCGAUUCCACAUACAACUGACAGACAACCAAUUUUGUGCACUAUCAUCGCUGUUGCUGUUUGCUAUUUUCCGUUGGCUGCUUUUUCAUGGAAAUUUAUAUUUGGGUUGAAUACAUUAAUAUUAAUCAUUGCACCACAUUCUCGAUACCAUGACCUUGUUUCUAAACCGAAAAAUUGUUUGCCAUUAGUUUGGAUAGGUUAUUUGAGUCCUGCAAUUAUUAUUGGUACAUGGUUUGGCUACACAGGAGAAGUUAGUAACAGUGGUCUCUGCAUUGGUCCCAAAACUCUCCGUUGGUCUUUUGUUGGUCCAAUAACAACAGUUGUUACUUUUAACUUCGUUAUAUUGUUUGUAGUUGGUCUCGUUCUUCUCAGAAAUUAUCUUGUUACUCGCAAAAGUAAACUAAAUAAAACAACACACUUUUUAGUGCUGACGCAGUUGAUGCUAACGUUAGGAAUUCCAUACAUUGCAAUUUACAUUCAGCUAUUGGACGCUUUCACUAUGCUAAUUGUUGUACCAGUUGCAAUGGCUCUAACAGCUGUACUUAUGUUUCUUCUAGUCGCCGUUUUUGAUGAGGAAAAUCGUCAUUUACUACGAUCCUUUAUUUACAAACACAUCGCACGUUCAAGUGAGCACAGCUCUGGGACGAUGACAUUGAGAAAUCUAUGCAGGGGAGAAUUAGAGUCAAAGUCUAAAAAAUCUCCUCUCCAUCAUAUGGAGCGGGAUCACUUUUCGUCAAAUUACUUAAGCACACACGCUUUACGCAACCCAGAUAACGGGAAAAGUGCCUAUCAACAUGAUAACACAAUUAGAAGGAAAACACAAGAAUAUAGUUCAAGUAUUGCCUCACCUGAAACUGGUAAUUCAGUUGUACUUUGCGAUUCGAGACAACUAAAUGGGGAGUUGUUUAAUGACAUUUCGUCCACUGAAGAAGAUCACACAGUCGAAAAUAUAAAGAAUGAAGGUGAUGUCAAUCUUGGUUUUCCAAAUAAUCGUACACAUUUUUUACCUUCUUUCAACAGUCUAGUCACUCGGAUGUAA
This is a messenger RNA of Schistosoma mattheei, 2550 nucleotides long. The record is from the annotation of a GenBank genome assembly. Lineage: Eukaryota; Metazoa; Platyhelminthes; Trematoda; Strigeidida; Schistosomatidae.